AAUGUUAACAGAUAUACGAGUCAAUUUAAAAUCCAAGUGCCUCUCCAAGAGAUAGAGGUUAUCGUUAAAUCUAGAGUUAAAGAGCAAAAAGAAACCACUCACUUUGCGGAAACAACAUUAAACUUAAGACAAGUCUUCAAGGAUUUUUUUGGAUCUGAAGUUUUGGUGUGCAACUAAUGGCGAAGAUCAAACCUCAAGCUUUACUGCAGCAAAGCAAGAAAAAGAAAGGACCGACUCGUAUAAGCAUAACCAACAUCGUCAUUUACAGCUUGGCUCUGCUAUUGGUUAUCCUCGUCCUCUUCUCCGCUUACAGACGUUGGACCCAGAGAUCUGAGAUCCCCACGCACAAUGGUAGAUCAGUUCUUGAGGAUGCAGCCUUCCCCGGAAUGAAGAAUACCAAUGUCCCACGGUUUGCUACCUUAGAUACGGCCAAAGGUUCAGUGAGAAUUGAGCUGUUCAAGGAUACUGCUCCCAAUGUUGUUGACCAGUUCAUGAGAUUAUGUCAAGAUGGGUAUUUCAAAGGUUUCUUAUUCCGUCGAGUUGUAAAGCAUUCUGUGAUUCAAGCUGGUGACUCUGGUGAGUUCGACGCCGUCAAAGAUUGGGCACUCGAAAGGAAGAAUCUUGAUACCAGUUUAAAACAAGACGACUUUGUGGUGGCUACUCCUAAAGCUAAAAACGAGCAAGGAGGAUUUGAGUUUUUCAUUGUAUCUGCUCAGAUCACAGAUCUCAACGAAAAAUUGACAGUCUUUGGUCGAGUUGCCAAGGGACAAGACGUCGUUCACGAGAUCCAGGAGGUUGAGACAGAUGAACAGUAUCAACCAAAAUCGCCAAUUGAGAUCAUGUCCGUUACUUUGCUUCAGGACAUGUGAAAGCUUUGUGUGAAAACCUCAAGUGAUUUUUGUUGUAUUGCUCUGUAAUUUGAACGCUUUUCAUCACCUCGUUUGCACUUUGCUGUUGUUGCAUAAUUUUCUAAUCUAUCCUUUCGCAU
Messenger RNA from Eutrema salsugineum, 988 nucleotides. Its product is annotated as peptidyl-prolyl cis-trans isomerase CYP21-3, mitochondrial. Gene Ontology annotation, molecular function: peptidyl-prolyl cis-trans isomerase activity. Gene Ontology annotation, biological process: protein peptidyl-prolyl isomerization. The transcript has 7 exons. The record is from RefSeq and is a predicted model, not a curated record. Bases 177 to 869 code for a protein of 230 amino acids. NCBI's taxonomy places the organism in Eukaryota, Viridiplantae, Streptophyta, Magnoliopsida, Brassicales, Brassicaceae.